CUAAAAUGAAUGGAGAAUUCUUUGUCUUCUUCUGUUAACUGCUAACUAUCCGCUUGACAAAGAAACAUGAGUAGAUGAUAUUGCUUACGGGUCAUUACGGUUCCACCUGACUGUAUGUCAAGACAAAAGUAGCCACAACAGCAGAUUGGUGGAGUAAUAUUCCCCAGGCCAAACCUCAAGAAGGCAAAAACUGUUACCUGAAAUCUCAAGAAUCAAGCUAAGAAAGCAGAGAGAGGGGACUUUCAUGGAUAAAACCAAAAUAAGCUCAACCAGGUCAUCAUCACCAAUAACCAACAUAGCCGAGGAGCAACUGUUGACCAUCUUGCUGUUUUUACCCAUAGAUUCAAUUCUGAGCUUUGCCAUGACCUGCAAGAGGUUCAAGUCACUGUCUUUGUCUGACCCCCUUUGGGAAUCCAUCUGCAGGAAGGGUUGGGGCAAGUUUUCAGUGGAUUCCCUCAAGCCCAUGCUUCAAACCAAGCAUGGAGUCUCUUGGAUAAAUCUCUACCGCCAAAUCCACCAGCUGGACUCUCUGAGUUGCCACAGAAUCUUGACGAGCAACCAGGAGCUUCCCACUCCCAGAGCUUCUCAUUCACUCACUUUUGUAUCCAAUUGCCUUGUUCUCUUUGGUGGGGGCUCUGAGGGAGGUAAGCACCUUGAUGACACGUGGAUAGCACAUAUAGACAGUGACAUCAGGGUAAGAUUGAAAUGGGAAAAGAUAGCUACGGGCAGUCCAAGCGGACGGUUCGGGCAUUCCUGCAUAGCCAUUAAAAAUUUCCUUGUCCUCUUUGGAGGCAUCAAUGACUUCGGCGCUCGCCAAAAUGAUGUUUGGAUAGGGCAGGUGUCACUUAGCGGCGGUGUUACAUUGUCUUGGAGACUACUGGAUGUGAGUGAAUCUAGCUCACCUCCUCCCCGAGGGGCCCAUGCAGCUUGUCCAACCGAUGAUGGAAUGAUGAUGCUUAUCCACGGAGGCAUUGGAAUGUCCGGGCUUAGAUUAGAUGAUACUUGGGUUCUUGACUUCUCAAAAGACCAUCACUCUGGGGUAUGGCGGGAGCUAGUGACUUGCUCUUCUCCUCCGUCUCGGUCCGGUCACACGUUGACCAACACUGGGAAGAACCAAAUAAUCAUGUUUGGAGGGCGAGGGGGAGGGUACGAAGUUCUCAACGAUGUGUGGCUGUUGCAUGCAUUGUCAUGUGAAGGUGAAUGGCAUUGGGUGGAGUUAUUAAUUGACUUGCAGGGUCCUCAAGGGCGGGUGAAUCUACCUCGGGUCGGCCACUCCGCGAACCUCAUCGUAGGUCGUAAACUACUCGUAUACGGAGGUGAAGACUCACAUAGACAUAAAAAAAACGACUUUUGGGUAUUGGAUAUUGGUUCUUCAAUGUUAAACAUGAAUUGUAAGAGAUCAUAUAUUUCAAAAGGGUGGACGGAGUUAAGGGGGAUAGGCGAUAAACCUGAACCUAGGUCAUUCCACCGAGCCUGCACGGACCAUUCUGGUCGAUACUUGUACAUAGUUGGCGGAAUGGUAGAUUGUUUGUGUCAGCGUGGUGGAUUAGCAGGGUUAAGAUUUGAUGGAGGGCAGUUUCUCCUUGAGAUAUUGCUUCAGGUGCCUUAUGGUAACAAACGGAUGGAUGAGAAAGAAGGCGCCUCAAGAUGCGGUCCUCCAAGAUCUUUCAUUUAUCAGAUGAUCCUCCAAAGUCGAGCACCUUGCCUUGCUGCAAAUCAAGGCAGAAGAUCUAGAUCCUUUAAGAGUAGUGUAAAUACUUGAUAAAUAUGGACAUAUGUGAGGUUCAAUUAAACAUCUUGAGGUGCCUUCUUUCUCAUGCUUGAUGUACACACCUUUGUACACACCUUAUAUACA
Molecule: messenger RNA, 1855 nt
Organism: Cuscuta europaea
Lineage: Eukaryota; Viridiplantae; Streptophyta; Magnoliopsida; Solanales; Convolvulaceae
Source: the annotation of a GenBank genome assembly